Molecule: messenger RNA, 6753 nt
Organism: Anguilla anguilla (European eel)
Lineage: Eukaryota; Metazoa; Chordata; Actinopteri; Anguilliformes; Anguillidae
Gene: ncam1b
Product: neural cell adhesion molecule 1b
Exons: 22
Coding region: 224-3322 (1032 amino acids)
Biological process (GO): cell adhesion
Cellular component (GO): membrane
Molecular function (GO): protein binding
Source: RefSeq, a predicted model, not a curated record
UUGUGUGCUAAGGCCGCUUUAUGUCACUCGUGCUGUGGGAAGCGUGCGAGCAAGAGUGCUGAAAUCAACCCAGGAACAUUCAAAUAAUAUUCUUAAUAAUAAUAGUAUAAAAGUAGGAGGAAAAUUGCAUUGAAUUACCACCCACCCGUUCAAGGUCCCCAACGUAUUAUUUCGGAGGACGUACUUUUAUAAAGCAAGAAAUUUCACUUAUUUAGCGAUUGCAAUGCUUGAAUCCAAGGAUCUCAUCUGGGCAUUCAUUUUAUUUGGCACUGCAGUUUCUCUGCAGGUGAACAUCAUACCCGCCCAAGCUGAGAUCAGUGUUGGAGAGUCAAAGUUCUUUCUGUGUGAAGUGGUCGGCGACGCAAAGGAAAUUGACUGGUAUUGGCCAAGCGGAGAGAAGAUCCUCCCCAACAGGCAGGAUGUCAGCGUCUCCCGAAAUGACGAGUCGUCCUCCACGCUCAUCAUCUACAACGCCGGCAUCGACAACGCUGGCGUCUACAAGUGUGUGGCCCGCAAUGAAGACAAGGAGGCCCAGGCCACUAUCAACCUGAGGAUAUACCAAAAACUCACUUUCACGAGUGCCCCGUCCCCCCAGGAGUUUAACGAAGGAGAAGACGCCAACAUCGUCUGCGACGUGGUCAGCCUGCCUCCCCCCAAAGUGAUCUGGAAACACAGGGGUGCCAAGAUCCAGGCCACCAAAGAUGUGCGUUUCAAGAUCCUGGCAAACAACCACCUGCAGAUCCGAGGCAUUAAGAAGACAGACGAGGGGUCUUACACCUGCGAGGGCCUCAUCAUGGCCAGAGGGGAGCUCUCCUUCCGGGUCAUAAAGGUCAUUGUUAAUAUUCAGCCGAGCAUCCGGGUUCGGCAGGCCGAAGUGAACGCCACCGCCGACGUGGGCCAGUCCGUGACGCUGGCCUGCGAUGUGGACGGGUACCCAGAACCCACAGUGACUUGGGCCCGUGAUAAUGUUAUCCUUGAAAGCGGAGACAAGUACAGCUUCAACGAUGGUGGCUCAAAGAUGACCAUAAAGGACGCACAGAAGGUAGACGAGGGGGACUACGUGUGCAUCGCCAAGAACAAAGCAGGGAGCAGCGAAGAGGAAAUCAGCCUAAAAGUAUUCGUGAAACCCAAGAUCACCUUCCUGGACAACCAGACGGCCUCUGAGCUGGACGAGAUGGUCACACUCACCUGCGAGGCCACGGGCGACCCCACCCCCAGCAUCGUGUGGAGCUUCGGACACCGCGUCUUCAGCGAAGGGGAGCAGGAACCUGUUAUUGGGAUAUAUCAGGCUUCCUGGACUCGUCCCGAGAAACACAAGAGUCUGGACGGGAACGUGGUGGUGCGCAGCGACGCCCGCGUGUCCUCGCUCACCCUCAAGUACGUCCAGUACACGUACGGCGGGGAGUACCUGUGCUCCGCCCGCAACCCCAUGGGGACCGACGCGCAGGCCGCCUACCUGGAAGUCCGCUACACGCCCAAGAUCACGGGCUGGGUGACGGUUUACACCUGGGACGGAAACCCCGCCAACAUCAGCUGCGAGGUCCUGGCCCACCCCAGCGCCUCCAUCGCGUGGUUCCGCGACGGCCAGCAGCUGCCCAGCUCCAACACCACCAACGUCAAGAUCUUCAGCGCCCCCUCUGUCAGCUACCUGGAGGUCACUCCGGAUUCGCAGAACGACUACGGCAGCUACAACUGCACGGCCUCCAACGCCCUGGGCACGGAGUCCAAGGAGUUCCUCCUGAUACAGGCAGACGUGCCCUCGGCGCCCUCCGUGGAGCUGGUGGAGCCGUACUCCAGCACGGCGCAGGUGGAGUUCGAGGAGCCCGAGUCCAGCGGAGGGGUGCCCGUGCUCAAGUACAGGGCGGAGUGGCGGGUGGUGGGCCACACCAGCUGGGCACAGCGGGCGUACGAAGCAAAGGACGGAGGUUUAAACCGGAUCUUCAUCACGGGCCUGAGGCCUGACACCCAGUACGAGGUCAAGAUGUCCGCCAUCAACGGCAAGGGCGAGGGGGAGAGCAGCGAGCCGUACGCCUUCAAGACCGAGCCAGUCCAAGGGGAACCAACCCCCCCUAAACUGGAAGGCCAGUUACAGGCCAGAGGCAACGCCCUCAAGGUCAACUGGAUCAAGCAGGACGACGGGGGCUCACCCAUCAAACACUACCUGGUCAGAUACAAGACUAAGGAGGGGGCGGAGUGGAAGCCAGAGAUCCGGCUGCCCAGCAGCAGCGGCUACGUGGUGCUGAGCGAGCUGGACUGGGACACGGAGUACGAGGUGUACGUGGUGGCCGAGAACCUGCAGGGCAAGUCUCAGCCGGGGGCGCUCAGCUUCAGGACCUCCCCCGAGCCCACGGCCAUCCCAGACACGGACAGCUCGGGAUUUGGCAUGGGCGCCAUUGCAGGGAUCCUCAUCGUGGUUUUUGUGCUCCUCCUGGUGGCCGUGGACGUCACCUGCUACUUCAUCAACAAGUGCGGCCUCCUCAUGUGCAUCGCCGUCAACGUCUGCGGCAAGUCCGGUCCCGGGGCCAAGGCCAAGGACAUGGAGGAGGGCAAGGCGGCCUUCACGGCGGACGAGUCGAAGGAGCCCAUCGUGGAGGUGCGGACGGAAGAGGAGUGCACCCCCAACCACGACGGGGGGUGCCCGGGGGAGCCGAACGAGACCACCCCUCUGACCGAGCCCGACAGCCCAGCUAGCGAGAGCACCACCCUCACCUCCAGCACUGCCACCGCUGCGCCCGUCACUGCAGCCAAGCCCGCCCCCUCCGCCCCCGCCCCCGCCCCCUCCGCUCCCGCCCCGCAGCCCAGCACCCCCAAGGCCAACGCCCCCGCAGCCCCCUCCGGAGCCGCGCCCAGCGUGGCCCCCCUGGUCGACCUGGGAGACGGCCCCUCGGCCAAACCCGUGGCCAACGCCAAGGAGACCCCCAAAGCCCCGCCCCGGCGGUCCGCCCCCAAUCCCUCCCCCGCCAAGCCCGAGGCGCCCAAGGCCAAGGACAGGAAAGAGGAGGCGCAGGCCGAGGCCGGGGCGGGGCCCGCGAAGAGCCCCCCCGAGGCCGCCCAAAACCCGGCGCCCGCCCAGAACCAGGACACGCGGAUAGACGGCGCUGACGCCCAUCUCUCCAACGAUGCUUCGCUGGGCAAGCCGACCCCCGAUGCCACCGCCGAGGCCGCCGCCCCCCCGCCCACAGCGGCUCCCGCCCAGGACGAGAAGAUUUCUGUGGAUGAGAAGAGUAAACCUGAAGAAACGGAGGGGAAGACAAGCGUGUCAGAAAUUCGGGCUGUCCCUAACGAAGCCGCCCAAACAAACGCCAAUGAGAGCAAGGCAUGAUGGGGCUGCGAGGGAAGUGCCACGGAACGCCAUGACCACAUCAUCAUCAUCAUCGUCAUCAUCGUCAUUUGCCCAAGCUCCUCCCACUACGGGACGGAGGCCACACCCAGCUCUUUCCACUCACGCCACUACAUGCACACAAAAUGUUUUUUUUUAUUGUUUUUUUUUAUAUGUAUAAACGGUUCCCUUGUCAGUUCUAUUACAUGAGCCAUCAGAACAAGAAACGAGUCCAGAUGUGUUGAGUGGAGUCAGACCUCAUACACAUGCUAUAGCUUUUUCUCACUCAUGUUUGUUUCCCACUCGUGUAUUUGUUUAAUGCAUACUCAUUAAUGGAAAACUGGAGAUUUUCUUUAUUUUUUAGAUGGUAGCUUGGCUAUUGGAAACCAAAACUGGGCCUUUAAUAAUGUACUUAGUAAUGGUUCCUUCCUUAGUAAUGGUCUCUUCCAGAUUGAACAAAAGUGUCGUAUUAGCCACAGGGAAUGUAUUUUUUUACGCAGAAACCUAUGCUUUCACAUUGUGCACAGACUAAAUUGCAUUGCGAAGCCUGUUAUAUUUUGUUAUAAAGGUUGUCUCUCAUAUGUAUGUGUAAAAGUUGAGAGAUGAGUACUAUAGUUAUUAUGUCCUCUCCUAAUUCAUUCUUGGUAUGUUUAUUUUGUUAUGGUUAUAGUCUGUAAAAGUAAAUAUUUUAUAUUGUUUUUAUUUUACUUUUACGGUCUAGAAGUAUAAAAUGGAAAGGGUUGGUUCAGAAUUUUUCAUUUUCUGGGGUGUAGCGCAGUUGUAUUCUGUGCUAAUUUAUGUUUAAGAACACAGUUUGAAUUCAUAUAAACCUAAGAAGAAAAUGGUGGGAACUGUUGAUGAUAAAGAAAUUAAAGGGGAGGGAGAAUUCAGUAAGAAAUGUCCAUCAUUUGUCCAUUUCAUCCAUAGGAAAGGAUUUGAGGGAAUCAGCGUUUGAAUCGUACAUGAAUGGGUAGCUGGGAGUACCAUGGCACUGCACGUGGUUUGUAGAAGGGGGUGGGGUAGGAUUGCACACCUUAAAGUCAGAGAGGAGAGCCGGCCCACCAAAAUAGGCCUUUGAAAUUCGCAGCUGAGGACGCAACGAUCAUUGGCAACAUUUAAGCGAUGAAAAAUUAGUCCCCUUUAUUCACAAGUGUUUAUUCAAAUAGAAUUGGAUAACCCAUGACUCAAGAAUUCUACUGCUUUUUGUCAGUUAACUUUUCCAUCUCAAAUGAGUGGUUGCGGGGAAGGCAAGUUUCAAAAUAUGCACAAGUGGUUUUUUUGUUGUUUUUUUUCUUUUUAUACAUACACUGUAUAAAGAAAUAUGAACAACUGAAUGAAUUGGUUAUUUAAACCAUAGUGCUCAUGUGGGGUUGUAAUGAAUAUCUUGUUUUUUUUGUACAGUACCCUUACUAAUAAUGUUCGCUUUUCAUUAUGUUUACUGCAAGCUUGUGCAUCGUGAAUGCGUGAGUAUCCUGGUGUGAAUUAAAAAAAAUAAAUAAUUGUCAUAAAAUUUGGGCAGGGGAGCAGAUUUUGGGUUAAAUAUCUACAUAGUUUGUUCGUGAAACGUUUAGGAAAUAGGUUUUUAAAAUGUUCAUUUAAGUAUGACGCAAAAAAAAAUAAACAAUUAGGUGAACCAGAAACUGAAAACUGCCUUGAAAACCCCUUUUAUCCUGGCAUGCAUUCCAUGUGCUUCAGUGUCCAGUGGGGGCUUGCUGCAAAUCUGUCUGUCAACAUCUGAGAACACGUAAAAUAGAGGACGUUAAUGAGGGCGUCGAGUUUCAACGAGCAAACUGCAAAAAAAAGAUAAUAUUAUAUAUAUAAAUAUAGAUGUACAUAUGCUAUAUGCCAGUCUUGUCAUUAUGCUAAUUGUGAAUUUUGCAUAUGUUAAUGCUUUUUGGAGGAAGGAGGUUGAAAAUGGAGGUUAUGCCAUUCACACAUCUUUAACACUGACUCGCCAUUCGUACCCAAGUCUUAGUCUGAAACAGCAGAUCAUGAAUGGGAGGGGCUGAAGACUUCAGGGCAGGGAUCAUCUACUUUGGCCCUCGAAUCCAAAUCCAGCCCUGGUUUUCUUUUCUCUCGGGUAAUCAGUGCUACUGAUUGGCCAGAAUGUCUUCACACCUGACUCCCAGGCGAAGGGAGGGUGGAAAACCAGCAGUUCUCGGCCCUCGAGGACCGUGAGUUUCUGAUCCCUGCUUUAGGGGUAACUGGGCAAUGUCAGGCCUUAAUGUAAAGCCACCCUGUGUGCAUGGGUGAAACCCGCAGGAUUUCGGAGUACCCCUCUCUACCAGCCGAGGACUGACUCCGUGGAAACGGCAGGCGAUCGCCGUUACCCGGACGGUUUGCUGGCUCCAGCUAAUCAGCGCCUGAGCUGUAAGGAAGCUUAGGUGUCCUAUGCACUGCCUGUAAAACCCUCUGCUGGGUUACAGGUAGGGUUUCCUGAGCCUCCCAUCCAACUGUUCUACGUCUCAUCGAUCGCUUAGCAGCCAACUGGUAUCCAACACGCAUUUGCAGUGAUCCUAAAAUUCUGCAUUUCCGAUUGAACAAGCAUUCUCUGAACUGAAUCUUUUAGACUGAUACCAGGGGUGUCGAAGUGAAGGCAUUUGUAUUGUACAUUCAGAUCUCCUCUGUGCUUUAAUCUUAAAACAUUUUUAAGGGCCAUCACGUGUUCAUGCAUUAGACCCAUAAGUAAGGUUUUUUUUAUGUGUGUCUGUGUGUGUGUGUCGAAACACUAUUUCGUUUUUUAAAUGAGCACAUCCUGUUCUGAAAAUUAUGCAAACAACAUAUCAUAUAUGUAGUACACUUUGCCCUUACCACAGAAGAGUAUUUCAGCUGCCAUUGUGUAAGACAUUUCCCUGAAAUUUGACCCAGGUUUUUUAUUUUUGUUUUUAUUUUUAUUUUUUGUUUUUCCAAAAAGACAAAAUUUUCGAGGGGUUGAAACGUAUUGCUGAUAAACAUGAAGUUUUCUGCCAACACUUCAUCUCAAAAAUAUUUGAAUGUUUGUAGAAAAGGGAGGGGCUUGAUAUUUUCCUCUGUUUCAAUUAAUGUGGGACCAACUUUUUUGAUUUUGGAAAAACAAAAGUAAUGGGAAAAAGUUUGAAAGUAUGGCUGCGAAUUAAAUAUCAGAGGGGUAAAGCCGGUUGUGAUUCGACUCUGAAAGUGAUCAGCGUUUAGUUUCCCCAGUGUACGAAUGUUUGUGGGCUGUAGAGGCCUUGUCUUUCACCCAGAAGCCUCCAUCCUUUUUCCUACCCACAGUCCCUUGUUUCUGAGAUAUCCUCUUCUAUACAACUUUUUACUAUGGUACCACCACUUUCUCUCCAUUGUCACUGGUGUAAAUACCGAUUACUAACCCAAGAAUCUUGACCUUCCAUCUGACGUACCUGUGUUCAAUAAAAAAAAUAUUAAAAAAUAAAAUAAAGUGUAAAACUGAAAAGAGA